AAGAAUGCUCAUUUGAAAUUUUUUUUUUUUGUUGCUUAUGACUGGAUUUAGGUGGUAAACCAGAUAUCCUGAGAUGUUAAUAUUUCUUAAAUGUAAUAAAUAAAAUGAAGCAUAUAUUUGUGUGAAUCUCUUUCUUUCAGUAAUGGGUUUGUGUGGUUGGGUAUGUUUGUGGGAUGGGCAGUAAACUGUUGUAUUAUGUUUGUCUUGAGAUAAACAUGCAUUUGCCAGGCAUAGGGUGGAUUUCUUCUAGAAGUCAGAGUAAAUGUUUCUGUCCUAGGAUGUUGCUCUUGCAAUGCUGGGUACUCAGAAGAUCCGAAUUCACCCCAGUGUAUGCUGUAAGUAGAAAUAACCAGCUGUGAGCUUGAUGGUUAGUGGUUGUGGGUUCAGCAGUUAGACUAGAUGACAUUAGUGGUCUUUUCUGACCUUUAUGAUUCUAAGACUGACAGCAACUUUCUAAUAUUGAGACACAGUUCAUGGAAUUAUCAACGCACACUUGUAAGUGUGAUGGGGAACCCACUCUGAAAUGCAGAGUAGUGGUGUGUUGUUUUUGUUUUUGUUUUGUCCUCGUCAAAGGAACCCUGUUCCCUUCCAGGGCAUUGGAUGGUUAGGCAAGACGUGGAAGAACCGAGGCUGUGUCACCCCUCAGCGGUUAAACUGUGCCUAGAGCCAGAGUAUCCCCCAGAGCACGGGCAGGUGAAAUGCUUAGCAAAUAUAUGCCUGGGAUGAAAACAGGCAGCGAUCUGCUGUUUCUUGCUGGGGAAGGCCGUCAAGAAACCGCCUCAGCGCUGCCCAGCAGCAGCCGCGGCGCGGGGCAGGGCCCGUCCCGCCGAGCCGCCAUUUUCCGCCCGUGGGGACAGCGAGCGCCGCGCCCAUAGCAACCCCGCUGCGGCGUGGGAGAAGGAGGAGGAAUGAAAGAAGAGGAGGAGAUCGCGGCUCCAGCCCUGUUCCGGCCGAACAGCAACCUGCCUCUUCAAGACUUCUUAAAGCCUGAAAUUUAAUCAGUGUUGGUGCAUUUUGGUUCCAGAAUGAUGACUACUCCAGAAGGUGAUGCACCAGAAGGUGUGAUUGAAGAAAGUGCAAUGCCCACAGCUUUGGAAGAGAGCCAGUGUUGGGGUGGACUCGAUCCAGCAUCUGCAUGCAUAGAUGGAGUUGCUCUGCUGCCCUGUCCUUUUUCCGGGACUGGAGGGGGCAUGGCUCUUUCAGAUGUCAGGAAGAAGCAAACUUAUACUAGUGUACACGAGGCAGUGAAAGCUGGCGAUGUAGAACAGCUUGCAUCAAUGAUAGAACACGGAGCCUCUAUCGAUGAGGUGGAUGUAGUCCACAAGUUCACACCGUUGCACUGUGCUGCACACUCUGGAAGCUUGGAGUGCCUUCACUGGUUGCUCUGGCAUGGCGCUGAUGUGACACGUGUGGCGGUCAGAGGCUGGACAGCUGCUCACCUCGCGGCUAUCCGCGGGCAGGAUGCUUGCAUGCAGGCAUUGUUAAUGAACGGAGCAAACCCAGAAGCUCGAGAUGACCGUGGGUGCACUCCAUCGCACCUAGCUGCAGCCCACGGGCAGUCGUACACGUUACAAACCAUUCUGCGAAGUGGAGCGAACGCAAACCUUGCAGACAGGAAUGACUGGAAGCCUGUUCAUUACGCUGCUUUUCACGGUCGCUUGGGCUGUUUGCAGCUUCUUGUUAGAUGGGGAGCAUGUAUAGAUGACGUGGACAGUGAUGGAAACCUUCCGGCUCAUCUGGCAGCAGUGGAAGGACACCUGCAUUGCUUUAAGUUCUUGGUCAGUAAAAUGGCCAGUGUCAUGCACACACUGAAAGCCAGGAAUGACCACGGAGAGACUCCAAGGGACUUGGCUGAGCGGUUCUAUAAAGACAAUAUUCUGCAAUAUAUUGACAGUGUGGGAAAAGAGGGGGAGCAUCCAGAGACACAGGAAGUUUUAGCUUUCCCAGCCCAUGAUGCUGCUUUCAGAGGAGACUUGUUAGUGCUCAGAAGAUUAGUGAGAUGUGGAGUAGUCAAUAUUAACGAGCGGGAUGAUAAGGGAUCCACUCUCAUGCACAAAGCUGCAGGACAAGGGCAUAUCCAUUGCUUACAGUGGUUGAUUGAAAUGGGAGCUGACUGCGACAUUACAGAUGAUGCUGGAGAGACUCCGAAGGAUGUAGCCAAGAGAUUUGCCCAGCUAACAGCUGUGGAGCUUUUGAUCCAAAGAACUGGAGACAGUAACUCUAGUGAUGAAGAACUGGAUGCAAGCAAUGUAAAAUUUUUUGAAAGACAUGGUGUGGAAGGGAGUACAGAUAGCAGAGAAGAUUUAAUCCUGGAUAAAGCAGAGAAAAGGAACGCACGCAUGAGGGCCUAUGGCAGGAUUCAAGAACUUCGGCAACGUCUGGAAAUUGCCUACAGCAACUACAGACAGCUGGGAGGAAUAACUGAGGAGGAGAGGAAGGUGAAAAGAGAUGAAAAGGAAGUGGAAAAGGCCGUGAGGGAGCUGGAGGCGCAGCUGGAAUCCGAGCGAGUCAGGAGGGAAAAGCUGGAGAGCCAGCUGGAUGGCUGCCGCGCCGAGAUCGGCCGCCUCAGGGAGAGCCGGGGGAGAGCCCGCAGCCCUGCUGCUCCGCCGCUGGUUAGUGCCACCCCAAGGUCCCUGCCCCGGUGGGUGAGACCGACGGCAGUCCCAGUGCUUGUGCGUGUUUGUGCUCGCGAAGAUGCUGAGGAACCUGAACCCAUCUCCAUUUCCUGCAAAGAGAAAAAGAAAGUGAAGAAGAAUCCAGCCUGCAGCCCCGGAGGAGUGUUUGUGAGGCUGCGCUGAGGAAGGAGCCUCGGACAAGGGGCUGGCAGGCUGAGGAGGCAGAAUGGCAGCGUCCACACAGUGCCAAGUGUUUGUAGAGCCCGGUUCUGCAGAUGAGCUGUGGUUCAUUGAACCGUUUUCCUAGUUCUCUGGGACAGAAAAUAUUUCUAAAUCACUGCAGCAGGAAGAAAAAAAAAAAAAAAAGCAGGGCUUCUCUUCAUGUCCAGGGUAGUUUGGCAAGAGUUCUGCAAAUUCGAACAUUCCAAAAUUCAACUGCAGCAAUGUCACAGGGCAUAGGCUAUGAAAAAGGUAUCCUCAUCUACUAGUCUGCUUGGUACUACUGCCUCAAAACAGAAAAAAAGAAGCCCCUUACCUCAGAUAGGACCUGCAGUAUGGACACAAAGAACAGCCUAUGGGAUAAGUCCUAGUGGAACAGCAGCCAGGCACCAUCUCCAGCCAUGCCGUGCAGGUCAGGAAGCUGCUCCCUCAUCAGGGGCCAGGUUAAGGGCAGUGCUGGAGCUCCACGUCUAAAUCAGGGCUGAAGACUCACGAGGUCACAGGGCAUGGUGCAGUUAAACAUGGCAAUCCUGACCUCCCUGCCUAAAAUACAAUUCACGACUUUUCUUAGGAUAAGCAUUUUCCUCUCAUCUGUUUACUGUUGUGAAAUUAUCUUCCCCUUGGAACCCCUAUCAUGCAUAAUAUUUUGACUAUUUUGAUUUCAAUCAUAAAUCGUUGCACUAUAAAGGUUCAUUUCCUAGUGCUUGAA
This is a messenger RNA of Numida meleagris (helmeted guineafowl), 3543 nucleotides long. It is a transcript of the gene ANKRD42, whose product is annotated as ankyrin repeat domain 42. The transcript has 14 exons. The record is from RefSeq and is a predicted model, not a curated record. The coding region runs from base 1026 to 2798 and encodes 590 amino acids. Lineage: Eukaryota; Metazoa; Chordata; Aves; Galliformes; Numididae. Gene Ontology annotation, molecular function: protein binding.